This is a messenger RNA of Phytomonas sp. EM1, 264 nucleotides long. NCBI's taxonomy places the organism in Eukaryota, Euglenozoa, Kinetoplastea, Trypanosomatida, Trypanosomatidae. The record is from the annotation of a GenBank genome assembly.
AUGCAAGAGGGUGGUGAGAACGCGCCAAAGAGAGGCGCGAAUGGGUUCGAAUUGCUUUUUACAGAGAUAUCUGAACUACUUCGUGACGACGAAGACAACGAGGGCAAGGCUCUCCGCCUAUUCACCAGCCCCGAGGUGGAGGACGGCCUAUCUUCCGAUCGCGAGUUGACGGCGACCACCUACGGAGUAAGUUUUGCGGGUAAAGCAGAUGAGAAAAAGAGACUUGGCGUUUUAUUCAUUUCUGAGAGGUGCUUGGUGCGAUAG